GACAUGGUAUUGGGCGGAAUGAGAGGAAUGACUGGUUUACUUUGGGAAACAUCCUUACUUGACCCAGACGAGGGUAUUCGGUUUAGGGGCUUGUCUAUACCUGAGUGUCAGAAAGUUUUACCAGCUGCAAUUCCUGGUGGAGAGCCAUUGCCUGAAGGUCUUCUUUGGCUUCUUUUAACCGGAAAGGUUCCGAGCAAAGAACAAGUAGAUGCUUUAUCAGCGGAACUGCGACAACGUGCUUCAAUCCCAGAACACGUGUACAAGACAAUUGAUGCGCUACCAGUUACUGCCCAUCCAAUGACUCAGUUUUGCACUGGUGUUAUGGCCCUUCAGGUUCAAAGCGAAUUCCAGAAGGCUUAUGAGAAAGGGAUCCAUAAAUCAAAGUAUUGGGAGGCAACAUACGAAGACUGCCUUAGUUUGAUUGCUCAAGUUCCUGUUGUGGCAGCUUAUGUUUAUCGGAGGAUGUUUAAGAAUGGACAAAUCAUACCACUAGAUGACUCCCUUGAUUAUGGUGGAAAUUUCGCACAGAUGUUGGGAUUUGAUAGCCCUGAGAUGCUUGAGCUGAUGCGGCUUUAUGUCACAAUUCACACUGAUCAUGAGGGUGGAAAUGUUAGCGCACACACUGGCCAUCUGGUGGGUAGUGCACUUUCAGAUCCUUAUCUUUCAUUUGCAGCUGCAUUAAAUGGAUUGGCUGGCCCGCUCCAUGGAUUAGCCAACCAGGAAGUGCUGCUGUGGAUUAAAUCUGUUGUUGAUGAAUGUGGAGAGAAUAUCUCAACUGAACAGUUGAAAGAUUAUGUUUGGAAGACGUUAAACAGUGGCAAGGUUGUACCUGGAUUUGGUCAUGGAGUUCUACGAAAGACGGAUCCUAGAUACAGCUGCCAGAGAGAAUUCGCGUUGAAGCACUUACCCAAUGACCCACUUUUCCAAAUGGUGUCAAAGCUGUACGAAGUGGUGCCUCCUAUUCUUACAGAGCUUGGAAAGGUAAAGAAUCCCUGGCCGAAUGUUGACGCUCAUAGUGGAGUUCUGCUGAACUACUAUGGUUUAACAGAAGCAAGGUUCUAUACAGUUCUGUUUGGGGUAUCCAGGAGUCUUGGGAUUUGCUCACAGCUCAUAUGGGAUCGAGCUCUUGGCUUGCCACUGGAGAGGCCAAAGAGUGUAACGAUGGAAUGGCUCGAAAAGUUUUGCAAGAAAGGAGCAUAAAAACUGAUGGCAUAUCAACUUUUUACUGUUCUUGGCGAAUAGUAUACAAUAACCUAGAUUCGUGAUACAAGUAUCCUUUUGGAAAUGAAAGGAUAGUGAGGAAUUUAGGCCUCGUUUGGUUCACAUGGGAAGUAAUUUCCCAUGGGAAUUUACAUUUCAUGGGAAAUUCUUUCCCAUGUUAAUUUCCUAGGAAUUAGACAAAAUUGUUUGGUUGCCACCAUAGGAAAUUGCAUUUCCUAGGAAAUUACUCACCAAGGGGGGGCUUGGUGAGUGAUUUCCCAUGUUUCAUGGGAAAUUCUAUUUCCCUUGGAAUUUGUAUUUCCUAUGUUUCUCUCAUUUCCCUCCAACCAAACACAACACCCAUAAUGUAUUUCCUAGGAAUUUGUAUUUCCAAGGGAAAUAGCUUCCAACCAAACAACA
Messenger RNA from Beta vulgaris subsp. vulgaris (sugar beet), 1620 nucleotides. RefSeq names its product citrate synthase, mitochondrial. The coding region runs from base 4 to 1200 and encodes 398 amino acids. Gene Ontology annotation, biological process: tricarboxylic acid cycle; citrate metabolic process; carbohydrate metabolic process. NCBI's taxonomy places the organism in Eukaryota, Viridiplantae, Streptophyta, Magnoliopsida, Caryophyllales, Amaranthaceae. Gene Ontology annotation, cellular component: mitochondrial matrix. The record is from RefSeq and is a predicted model, not a curated record. The transcript is spliced from 16 exons.